This is a messenger RNA of Trichoplax adhaerens, 573 nucleotides long. RefSeq lists its product as uncharacterized. The transcript has 7 exons. Gene Ontology annotation, molecular function: RNA cap binding. NCBI's taxonomy places the organism in Eukaryota, Metazoa, Placozoa, Uniplacotomia, Trichoplacea, Trichoplacidae. The coding region runs from base 1 to 573 and encodes 190 amino acids. Gene Ontology annotation, biological process: mRNA stabilization. The record is from RefSeq and is a predicted model, not a curated record.
AUGAGCGAUGCCACAAACGAACUAGUAGCUGGUGAGAGUAGUUAUUCAAGCUCAUAUGGUACACCACGAUCAAUUCCUAAAUUUCAGCAUCCUUCACACGAAAUGCUUAAAGAUAGCGGCUUUACUAAGUUAGCUUAUUCAAAGUUUAGAGUGAAGUGUCUUAAAGAGCGACAGAAACUCGGAAUUGGUCAGUCUCAGGAAAUGAAUACGCUAUUCAGAUUUUGGUCUUUCUUUUUGCGAUCACAUUUCAAUAGAAAUAUGUACGAAGAAUUCAAACAGUAUGCAGUCGAGGACAGCAAAGCUAGUUAUAGAUAUGGCAUCGAAUGUCUUUUCCGAUUUUACAGCUAUGGCCUUGAAAAGAAAUUUCGUAGCGAUCUUAUGCAAGAUUUUCAAAAAGAAACACUUCAAGAUUAUAAUUCUGGCAAUCUCUAUGGUUUAGAAAAGUAUUGGGCAUUCCGUAAAUACUAUAAGGGAAGUCGAAAGUAUCAUACAAUGCCUGAGCUAGAGGUUGCUUUGUCAAAAUAUAAAGCGUUGGAAGAUUUUCGAACGGCUGUUGCACCUCAACAGGAAUAA